AUGAACGGGGGUCGCGUGCUCAGGCUGGCGACGUGGCAGGCGCGCGCCUACCUGCGUCAGCUGUGCGCGGCCGUGUGCUACCUGCAGGCGCGCGCCAUCGUGCACAAGGACAUCAAGCCCGCCAACCUGCUGCUCGCGCCCGACGGCCGCCUCACGCUGGCCGACUUCGGCGUCGCCGAGGCGCUGCCGCUCUUCUCGCAGGGCGACACCUGCACGCGCAGCGAGGGCUCGCCCGCCUUCCAGCCGCCCGAGGUGGCGAACUGCGAGCCGUCGUUCUCAGGCUUCAAGCUGGACGUGUGGAGCUGUGGCGUGACGCUGUACUGCAUGCUGCUGGGCGUCCACCCCUUCCUGGAGGGUUGCUCCAGCGUCUACCAGCUGCAGACGCGCAUCGCCCACUACCAGGUGACGUUCCCGAGCAGCCUGGAGGCGGUGUCGGAGGAGGUGCUGCGCGGCCUGAUGGCGCGCCUGCCGGCGGAGCGCUGGUCGGCGGACCGGCUGUCGCAGCACGCGUGGCUGGUGCGCGCCGCGCCCCCGCCGCCGCUAAGGACAGGUAUAAAGUGCAGAGGAGAGGCAUUCUGUGACGCGUGUCGCCGGGCCCGGCGUCAGCUGCGUGGGCGCGUGGGCGCCGCCCUGGCCUUGCGUGCCGCAGUGCCCACGUUCGACUACCGGCGCGGCCCCUGCCGCUCCAGGGUGGCGCGUCCCCCGGCCCGGCCCACGGCUGCUGUCCUCUCGCUGGCCGCUCUGCUGAAGGACAAACAAACACAAGCGCACACGCUGUGGGAGGAGAGCUGUGAUGAGCCGGGCAGAGUUACGGCGCACGCUUCUCGCCUGCUCGUUACGGUCGGCCGUAACAAUGUCGAUUACGUGGCGCAGCGGGCAGGGUCGCCGACCUGUCCCGCGAUGCCCGAUAGGCCAGACCUGCUCCGAUAG
Molecule: messenger RNA, 930 nt
Organism: Schistocerca americana (American grasshopper)
Lineage: Eukaryota; Metazoa; Arthropoda; Insecta; Orthoptera; Acrididae
Product: serine/threonine-protein kinase stk11-like
Exons: 5
Coding region: 1-930 (309 amino acids)
Biological process (GO): protein phosphorylation; intracellular signal transduction
Cellular component (GO): cytoplasm
Molecular function (GO): protein serine/threonine kinase activity; ATP binding
Source: RefSeq, a predicted model, not a curated record